Molecule: messenger RNA, 3024 nt
Organism: Melanotaenia boesemani (Boeseman's rainbowfish)
Lineage: Eukaryota; Metazoa; Chordata; Actinopteri; Atheriniformes; Melanotaeniidae
Gene: coasy
Product: CoA synthase
Exons: 10
Coding region: 230-1906 (558 amino acids)
Biological process (GO): coenzyme A biosynthetic process
Molecular function (GO): ATP binding; dephospho-CoA kinase activity
Source: RefSeq, a predicted model, not a curated record
GCCUCUUAGCUGCUUGGAAAGGAGUGAGGAGGAUAACGCAAUUCCUAGUUGAAGGGUAUGAGAUAACGAUCUACUUAAUAAAUAUGUGGACAGUUGUGCAUAGGUACUACACGGUUAAUUCGCUCUUCACACCGCUUUAGAUUUAUUCAACAGAGUGUUUACUCACCCUCUAACAGUGACUCUUCAAGUACUGUGACUACUGGGAGCCCCUGCAAUACCAGAGAGUAACAUGUCCAUGUUCAGCACAGGCAUCCUUGUGCUGACGUCUCCUCUCCAUACCCUCCCUUUACGCAUUGCUCCUGUGCUCAGUUCGGCUGCUCAGCUUGUUGACCGCACACUGUACGUCCACCUCCACCCUGGGUUGAAUCUGGGCAGCGGGAGCCAGCCUCGGCCAGUUUUCAUUCCACCAGUAGUGGACUUGUCCAAGCUCAUCGCUCGCCUUUACAGCAAUGCAGCGGAUGUGUGCGGGCACUUAGAUGUUCGUGUUUUGUUGACUAAUGUACAUGCUCAAUCUGCUGCCUGCAGCGGGACCACAUCUCCAAACUGCCCCUUCCCCACGCCACAACCGUUGUCUCACUGCCCAGAGGUGGUUCUAACAGACUUUGUGCUGCAGGACCCACAUCAGUCUCAUCAAGUCACACAGUGUCUGGAGAAGUACGCCGGUCAUUGCUACGUCUGUAGACCCGAUCUGCCAUCAGUGCUGCUCCACCCACAGCUAGUGAAGCUGCAGGAGAAGGAGGACACACUGAAAGAUCAAGAAGACAAGGUGGAACCUUUGGAGACCUACAGUGAUGUGGUGGUGGGGGGAACAUUUGACCGCCUCCAUGGGGCCCACAAGACACUGCUCAACAUCUCGUGUCUGUUGGCCAAUAGAAGGUUCAUCAUUGGUGUGUGUGACCAAGCGAUGCUUAAAAAAAAAGUGCUAAAGGAGCUGAUCGAGCCAUACUCUCUGCGGGUCCAGAGACUACAGGAGUUUUUACAAGACACCAAACCAUCACUUGAGGUAGAGAUUGUGCCUCUUGAUGACCCCUUUGGAGUGUCUAUAGUGGACCCCCUGCUGAAGUGCAUUGUGGUUAGCGAGGAGACAAGAAAAGGAGGCGAGGCUGUAAACAAGAAGCGCAUUGAGAAUGGUCUACCACCUCUUGUCCUUCAUGAGAUUCAGUUGCUUAAGGAUGCCCAUCACAAUGAAAUCGAGGAGGAAAAGAUCAGCUCUUCUAGCCUUCGUUCUCGUCUGCUGGGGACUCUUAUUACCCCACCGAAAGACACAUCCCACCUCCCUUACCUUCCGUAUGUGAUCGGCCUGACGGGAGGCAGCGGCAGCGGAAAGAGUUCCAUCGCCAAACAGCUGGAGGCUUUCGGUGCAGCUCGGAUCGACUGCGACAAGCUGGGUCAUGAGGUGUACCAGUUUGGCACAGCAGCCUAUCACAGAGUACUCAAAGAAUUUGGCCCAGAAAUCUUAAAUGAGGAUAAAAGUAUCAACAGACGUGCACUAGGGAGGAAAGUCUUUGGAAACCAGGAGGGAUUAAAAGCUCUCACAGACAUUGUAUGGCCUGAGAUUGCACUUCUGGUAAAGGACAGAAUCAAACAAGCUAAAGAUGAAGGUAAACAGGUUUGUGUGGUGGAUGCGGCUGUUCUUCUAGAAGCUGGCUGGACAGACUUGGUGCAUGAGGUCUGGGUCACCAUAAUCCCUGAGGAAGAGGCAAUGUUAAGGAUUACAGAGCGCGAUGGUGUGACCACAGAAGACGCCCUGCGCAGGCUGCAGAGUCAGUGGUCAAACAGUCAGCAAGUGGAGCAUGCUAAUGUAGUACUCAGCACUAUGUGGGAGCCAGAGGUCACUCGGAAGCAGGUACUGAAAGCUUGGAAUCUUCUGCAGAAGAGGAUCCAACAGAAGCCAGAGGGGCACUAAGAAGACAUGUUGCUCGAUACGUCAUGUCAAAUCUGACUUGUGCAAACAGAAUAAGCAUGUGUCUGGCCCAGGGACACAUUUGCACAAAUGACUAAUCAUAAUGAGGAUAGUCUGCCUUAGAAAAUGGUGAGGACAGCCAUCUUUGCAAGAAAACUGAGCAAGGUCCUUCAGUUUGAACGCAACUCAGUGCCUAACGAGACUUUCCACAAGUUUUCAACACUAGUUUUAUUUCAAGGAAGCAUCAUUAAAUGAUAGGUGUUUAAAAAGUUUACAAUCGGUCUAACAAAAUCAUUUUGAAUUUUUCAAAAUGGAAAUUUUGUUUAGGAUUAUUAAAUGCUUACAUUGACUAAAGAGCUCUAGACUUGCCCACCCCCCACAAAAAUGCCUUUUUAAGUUAACAGCAUGCCUUGUAAAAGAACAGUGAAGGUAACUUCAUAGACAAACUGUUUAACAAGGUCAAAAAUCUUUAUCAAAUGUUUAACUUGUUUCACUUGAGUUCUUUAGUCUUUAAAUAACCUCAGAAAAUGAAAGUUUAUUGAACAGUACUUUGAGAAAAGUGAGUUUGUUUUUAUUGUUUGGAGAGGCUUUAAAAUUCUGUUUGGUAUGUAAUGUGGAAACUACUGUAAAAUACCUGGUAAAGUGCUUUUAGUGUAGAAAUAUGGAAUGGGUACUGAUUAAUGUGGCUCUGCUAGUUAAUGUGUUAAAGACUUAAUCAUUUGUUAUUGCAUUGAUAAUAAACUUAAAUACAUAAGGUAAAUUGAGUUUAGUGAGUUGGAUGGAUUAGAGGAAGUCAAAGUGUCAAGCUGAUGACUAAUUAAAAUUAUCUUAGAAGUGAUUUGUAACAAAAGAUGUUCAAUAUUAUUAAAGUACAAAGUGCAGUCUCCAAAAAACACAAGCAAAGCUUUCUAUGGGUUUUUUACCCCAGAGCCAGUUCUCAUAACUUCAACUGUUUGUCUAAAACAAUUUAAAAGCCUCAGAGUUUGAGUCAAAAUUGUGUCAAACCAUAUAAAAACUAUUUACCAGAAAUUCAGUUUUCAUUGACAUCAGUGUUUUUAAUUUACUGGUAUGAACAUCUGCUUCAUUGCUUAACACACAUUAAAUGUUUUCCAGCAAAGUUA